GUCGACGAGGCAGCUCCACCUUCUCGUCUACCUCACGGUCCAGUUCGCAGUAUUCGGGCUGCUGGAGAGGGCGUCGCCACCGCUGGACGCUGGCACUACGAAGCUCCUCCUUUGCCCGACGCUGGUCGUGGAUCCGCCGACUGGCGUUGUCUACAGCUUCCUGCGCAAGAUCUCCACAGCACCAUUCAAGAUGCUUUCUUUUGCGGAAGAGGGACCGGCGCCGACGAGCACCACCAAAGAUGCACCCCAGGGCAGCGCCGUCAGAAGUGCUUCUGCACCGGUGCAUGCGGACGAGGAGGGAUCCCCCGAGGCACCGACGCCGGUCCGGCUGAAGAGCGCGCCUCUGCAGGAGGGGGCGGCGGUGGCCGAGGAUCAGGUCUCAGACCACUCGCAAUCCGAGGGCGGCAGCGCUUCGCCAGCUGUACCCGAGAAGCUCGAGGAGGAGAUGUCUGAAGGCUCUCUGCAAGGGGACCCGCUGCAGCCGCAGAUUGCGCAAGCUUUCCAGGCCUCCGAGCUCGAGUUGUUGCUCAAAGCGCUGGUGAUGCCCUGGAGGGAGGCGAGUCAGGCAUCCAUUCCAUCCCCAAGGCAGGAUUCUGGAGGAGGGGGUGAUGCUGGUGCGGGAGGGAGCGAGCAUGCUGGUGUAGGUGAUGAUGGCUUUCAGGCUUCGUCGGCCACUGCACAGCUCUUCCUCAGCUACCUCUCCGCCCUCUUCCUAGCGCUGCGAAGCGGCGUGUCCAGCGCAGCAAAGUCAGGAAAGGACCAGGACCUCCCUGUAUGGGCAGAGCCGCCCUCCAUGCCCAACAUUGCUGCUCCACAAGCCCUACUGCUUCCGCGCCGCUCUCUCUCCCUGAAUGUCCUCGACGGCUACGACACCCUCAAGGUUGCCUUGAGGCUGCUACUGGCCACGGUGGGGCAGCAGGAGGCUAGUCAAAAGCUGAUGGAGGUCCCAGCCGUGCAGGAGCUGAGCAUCUGCACGCAUGUCGGACUGUACCACACGAUCCGACGGCGAGAUCUCAGCGAGCGCACGCUGAAACUGACCAUUGCAGCCAUCUUCCAGGUGGGUGCAACCUUCUUGACCUUGACAGCUGAUGGAGGUCCGGUGGUCUCCGCUGGCUGGCCCGUUCGGCUGAUCGAGGCACUCCUGGCGCGCAGCGACGCUGAGCCCCAGCUCCUGGUGCCCAGCGCUCGGCUCUGCGUGGAGGCCGUUCGGAACUUCGUGAUCGAGACUUCCAGCCAUCGAAGCCUAUGCCUCCCUGACCUGUGGCGGGCGCUGCUGCAACUACUGUUGCGCGCCGCUCCCACCUCCUCCAGGGCGCUGUGGCCCAGUGCCAAGGACAAGGAGGUGGAGACGGUGCAGCUCCUGGUUUGGCGGAGAGGACUAGUUUGGCUUCUUGCCCAUCCGCAGCUUCACGACGGAGACGCGGCGGGUGAGGAGGGUGCAGGCAGCCCCAGCGACUCCGAAGCCAACUCUUUCUGGGGGUGGGUGCUCUCCGAGCUGACGACUUUGGCGCAGGAGAUGGCUGGGAAUCGUGGGGCCGGCUCCAUCCGGCUGCUUCUCUACGCCUACAGGACGCUCCUGCGCAAUCUCGCCCGCCCGCAGACUGCGGCGGAGUACGCGCGGGAUGAGCCGAACGAUCUCCAGGAGGACUGCUCUGGCGAUGCUGCGGCUGUCACGGGCGCGAGCCCUUGUGCUAAUGACCAGGACCUGGAUCGGGCCGCGAAAGCCGCGGCCUGGUCCCGGGUCGCCGUUGCCAUGGUAAACUUUGUUGGGCCCGCCGUCGGCCGGCCCAACACCGAAGAACCGGACCUCCAGGUACUGCCGCUUUUGAAGCAGUCGCUUCUGCACGCCCGUGUUCCGUCGCUCCUAGCUGCCGGCAACCAUGGGCCUUUCUGGGCGAGGUCCGUGCUGGAAAAGCUCGUGUCUGUUCUGACGGGUCCUGUUACAUCAGGGGCACCCUUGACAGUUGUCCGAGAGGCCGUCUCGCUUGUGUCCAAGUUCUUCCUCCAGAAUCUGCAGACGCUACAGAGGCACGAAAGCUUCGGGCAGCUGUGGCUGAUGGUUCUGAGACUGAUGCUUCAGUUUAUAAAGCGUGGUUCCGACGACCGCGAUGCAGAGUUGGAGGAAGUGUCCACUGAGACCCUGAAGAACCUCCUGGGCGUCCUUGUCAGCACGAAUGUUCUGGGCUUCGUCUCGCCUAAGGCGGCGCAGCCAAACGACACGGCCUCUCGGCCGGUGUGGUGGCAGAUGACCUGGGAUUGCAUCGAGGUGUUCAUCCCAGGAUUUGGCGAGGACUUCAGCAGGUCUGUGCUGGGCACUUCGACUGCAGAGGUUCAGCCACCUGGGCAGGACGCCUGA
Molecule: messenger RNA, 2356 nt
Organism: Symbiodinium natans
Lineage: Eukaryota; Dinophyceae; Suessiales; Symbiodiniaceae
Source: the annotation of a GenBank genome assembly